ACAAGAGAGAUAACAAAGCAAAUUGGUGAUGGUAUUUGGGUUUCAUUUUCAUUUUUCCAACACAUAUUCUAACUCCUUCGACCAUGGGAAGUUUCUCACUACUCUCGGCUGCAGCAAGAAGGCUUGAAGGAAAAGUGGCGCUAAUCACUGGUGGGUCUAGCGGCAUUGGUGAGUCCACUGCAAGACUCUUCUCUAAACAUGGAGCAAAAGUUGUAAUUGCUGACAUCCAAGAUGAAUUGGGUCACUCUGUAUGCGAAGAUUUAAAUCCUCAAUCUACAUCCUUUGUCCAUUGUGAUGUUACUAAAGAAACAGAUGUAGAAAAUGCAGUUAACCAUGCUGUUUCCAAGUAUGGUAAGUUAGACAUUAUGUACAACAAUGCUGGUAUAGCUGGGGUACCCAAACCCAACAUCCUUGACAACACCAAGGCUGAAUUUGAGCAAGUGGUUAGUGUCAACCUUGUAGGUGCUUUCCUUGGCACCAAACAUGCAGCCCGUGUGAUGAUUCCAGCUAAAAAAGGUAGUAUAAUCAAUACUGCUAGUGUAUGUUCAACCAUAGGAGGAGUUGCAACUCAUGGCUACACAAGCUCAAAACAUGGUUUGGUUGGAUUAAUGAGAAAUACAGCAGUGGAGCUUGGACAGUUUGGAAUUCGUGUGAAUUGCGUGUCACCUUAUGUGGUUGUUACACCUUUGGCAAAGGAUUUCUUGAAGCUAGAUGAUGAUGGAGUUAAUCGUGUUUAUUCCAACCUCAAGGGUGUAAUUCCCCAGCCAGAGGAUAUAGCCGAGGCUGUUCUCUAUCUCGGAAGUGAUGAGUCAAAAUAUGUGAGUGGACAUAACAUUGUCAUAGAUGGAGGCUUCACCAUUGUAAAUAUAGGCCUUUGUAUGUUUGCACAGUCUUAAUAAAUAAAAGGAAAAUUAUUAGUUUACAUUGAGCUAUCAAUGUAAGAUUUACAGUUUACACUAAACAAAUGUGUACACUACUAUACAUUUUUUUGCAUAUGAGUACAAUAUUGUACGUCUUUUGCAAAUAUGUAUAAUGUUGUACACUUUUAUUUAGUGUACAAUGUAAAUCUUACGUUAAUAGUACAAUAUAAACCAAUAAAUGUCCUAAAUAAAAUGGGGAGUCUAAAUAAUAAAUUUACAAGCUCUUUUCUUUUUGUAUUGCAAUGGGGGCCAAGUGGAAUGAACGUUUGUUAGGCUUUGUAAAAUUUUUGUUGUAUUGUUGAUGCGUGUAGCAUGACUCUAAAUAAAUUAUA
Messenger RNA from Quercus lobata, 1252 nucleotides. RefSeq names its product secoisolariciresinol dehydrogenase-like. Gene Ontology annotation, molecular function: oxidoreductase activity, acting on the CH-OH group of donors, NAD or NADP as acceptor. Bases 84 to 896 code for a protein of 270 amino acids. The record is from RefSeq and is a predicted model, not a curated record. NCBI's taxonomy places the organism in Eukaryota, Viridiplantae, Streptophyta, Magnoliopsida, Fagales, Fagaceae. The transcript is spliced from 2 exons.